Molecule: messenger RNA, 1247 nt
Organism: Cryptomeria japonica (Japanese cedar)
Lineage: Eukaryota; Viridiplantae; Streptophyta; Pinopsida; Cupressales; Cupressaceae
Exons: 1
Coding region: 353-1018 (221 amino acids)
Biological process (GO): cell redox homeostasis; cellular oxidant detoxification
Cellular component (GO): cytosol; mitochondrion
Molecular function (GO): peroxiredoxin activity
Source: RefSeq, a predicted model, not a curated record
AGAAUGCAGAAUUUCUCAGGUAAUUAUAUAUGUGAAGCCAACAACAAUCCUGACGAGGAUGCGGCAUAUAAAAACCUACAUAUUUACAAGAAAUCUAGUUGGAAGUUUCAAAGUUCGCCGAGGAUCCCUCCAAAUCAUAUGAUACAAAUAAACGCCUAUCUGUAUUAAUCACGAAAGGGUUAUUCUAUUGCCUCGUGCAGGGCAUGGCGGACAUAACCAGGUAAGCCACGAAGCUUAUCAUAUUUCCACGCCCUUAAUCCACAUCCAUUCUGCCCAUCAAUCCCCAAUAUAAAUCCAUUCACACACACAGCUCUUCAGCAUAAAAAUCCAUUCACACAAAUAUUAUUCCAGAAUGGCUCUAAAGCUGGGAGAUUUAGUUCCAGAUUUUACAGCAGAGUCGAGCCACGGCCCCAUUCAUUUCCAUGCCUACAUUGAAAAGAGCUGGGCGAUUUUAUUUUCCCACCCGGCGGAUUUCACGCCUGUGUGCACAACAGAACUGGGCUCCCUGGCAAAAUUAAUGCCCGAAUUCGACAAUCGAGGAGUUAGGGUUUUAGCCCUGAGCUGCAACGAUGCGGAAACCCACAGGUCGUGGGUUCGAGACAUAGAGAGCUUCACACCGGGGGCAAAAGUCACUUACCCUAUUAUUGCAGACCCUACCAGAGAAAUUGCCAUUAAAUAUGGCAUGCUGGACCCUGCUGAGAAGGACCGUGCCGGCGUACCCUUGACUGCAAGGGCCGUUUUUGUCAUUGGCCCUUGCAAAACGCUCAAGCUUUCUGUUCUUUAUCCUGCUACUACUGGCCGUAAUUUUGCUGAAAUUUUGAGGGUUUUGGAUUCUCUGCAGCUUACGGCUAAUUAUAGCGUGGCCACGCCUGUGGAUUGGAAGGCAGGGGAUAAAUGCAUGGUGGUGCCUUCCUUGUCUAAUGAAGCUGCCCUGGAGAAGUUUCCCAAGGGUUUUGAGACUGUUGCUGUGCCCUCUGGCAAGUCUUACAUUCGCCUUACUCCUCAGCCUGAUCUUUGAGCAUUUCUGGGUUUCUCUGUGGAUUUCUUUACUGCUAUUCUCCGUGUGUGUAUUCUGAGCUCUGGUUUUUAUGAUGUCAAAAUAAGGCUCUCAUCACUGGUUAAGUGUUGAAAACUUCUGUCAUGUGUUUUUCUUAUGUCCUUUACUCUUAUGGCAAUUUAUGCCAUACACUUAAUACUUUGUACCAUGGUUAAUGUUGAUAUUAUGAUUUUGUCUAUGAUUCUAAUUA